Messenger RNA from Tigriopus californicus, 1344 nucleotides. RefSeq names its product WD repeat-containing protein 89-like. Bases 58 to 1263 code for a protein of 401 amino acids. The transcript has a single exon. Gene Ontology annotation, molecular function: protein binding. The record is from RefSeq and is a predicted model, not a curated record. NCBI's taxonomy places the organism in Eukaryota, Metazoa, Arthropoda, Copepoda, Harpacticoida, Harpacticidae.
GUCAAAAAUCCAAUAGCUAAAAAGACUUCAGCAUACCCUUGUUAUUAUUUCAGAGCCAUGAUGGAAUCAUUGGAGAUCGACACCAACACGGAUCGAGACAUGUUCUCGGAAGAUGUGUCUGAGGUAUUCACCAAGAGCUUUCAAUUAAAGAAUCGAGCCGCCAUGGGCUUAGAUAACACUUAUAUCCUGGAAAUCUGCCCCAACAGCGAUCAGAGUUUAUUGGCCACAUCCUUGUCCUCCAAUGGAAUUGCAAUCUACGAUUCGGAGAGUCUCGUUCGAAAGCAUUUUUUUCCCAAAUCGCACGAAGGGCAAAUAUCCGGCCUGAAGUUCAGCUGGGAAAAUCCUAACCUCCUGUUUUCGUGUUCAGUAGACCAGAGCAUCAAGCUUUGGGAUCUUCGAUCGUCCAUUGACAAUAACCAGUGUUCCAAGAUGUUCAAGGAUUCCUCUCGGGAGUCCAAUCCCAAGUUGUCCAAGGUGAAACCUUUCACCUCGUUCGAUCUCAGUUGCGACGAUCGGUAUAUUUGCGCGGGUACUGAAAAGGUCUUGGAUGCCUUCCUCCUCUUCUGGGACGUUCGAGGCAAUGACACGGCUCUUUUGGGCGGAUACUGGGACUCGCAUGAAGAUGACAUCACCACGGUGAAGUUCCAUCCGGAAAAUCCCAACCGAUUGGCCUCCAGUGGCACGGAUGGAAUCGUGAACAUAUUCGACAUCAGCCAAUCUUGCGAGGAUGACGCCCUCGACACGUGCCACAAUACUGAGUCAUCAGUCCAAAAGCUGACCUGGUUCCAUAAUAAUAGCAAGCUGGACAGCCUGGCUAUCUUGACCCACACCGAAGAGCUGGCUUUGUGGAACAUCGAUGACCUGGAGCCUUUCAAAAUGUUCUCUCGCGAAGAUCUCUGCAUUGGAUUGAAGCGCAAACUCACGGAAGUCUGCUACUUUGUGGACGUUCAUGACGUCAAGAAAGAAGAUGAAUGCUACGAUCUCAUGAUUGUGGGGGGUUCGUCGUCUCCUGCAAAGCCUUGUUUGAGACUCUUGACUUGGAAGAAGAAUCGAUUGAAACCCUAUGGACAUUUGAAUGGCUACAAAUCCCCUCUAACGAGAAGUAGUGUCCUCAAUAUCAAUGAAGGUCUGGUUUUCACCGGUGGGGAAGACGGCUUGCUAAACUCUUGGUCUGAAGGACCACCCUUGGGUGAUGAGAAGCCGAGUGACAAGACCGUGAUGAAGGUUCAAAAGACAACGAAAGACAGGAGUAAACCGUAUUAAACCAAGACCAUGACGUUUGUACAUUCAGCUUGGCCUUUUUCAUGGGGUCAAAGAGAAAUAACACUUCUUAUUCUGACAACA